Messenger RNA from Ailuropoda melanoleuca (giant panda), 1095 nucleotides. It is a transcript of the gene MOSPD3, whose product is annotated as motile sperm domain containing 3. The coding region runs from base 198 to 902 and encodes 234 amino acids. NCBI's taxonomy places the organism in Eukaryota, Metazoa, Chordata, Mammalia, Carnivora, Ursidae. The record is from RefSeq and is a predicted model, not a curated record. The transcript is spliced from 6 exons. Gene Ontology annotation, cellular component: cytoplasm.
CUCGGUCCGGCCAAAAGUUGAUUGGCAGGUGCAGUGAUCCGAAGAUAAACCUCGUAGUACGAGCGACCGUUCGGACGCUAAGGCACGAAGGAGCCGCGGGCCGAGCUCAGGGAGGGGUCGGAGGCACAGACAAAGCUCUAGACUCCGGGCCCUGUCCCCUGAGCUCUGCCCUCGUAUGUCCACCGUCCACAGCCUGCAUGCGCCGUGGGGCGCCCCAGGACCAGGAGCUGGUGGGCCCGGGGGCUCCUGGGCGGGGUUCCCGGGGCGCCCCUCCUCCCUCCGGACUUGUCCCGGUCCUCGUCUUUCCCCCGGACCUGGUAUUCAGGGCGGACCAGCGGAGCGGACCCCGGCAGCUGCUGACCCUCUAUAACCCCACGGGAGCUGCGCUUCGCUUCCGAGUCCUCUGCACAGCACCUGCCAAAUACACCGUGUUUGACGCAGAAGGCUAUGUGAAACCUCAGUCCUGCAUUGACAUUGUGAUUCGCCACGUGGCCCCCAUUCCCAGCCACUAUGACGUCCAGGACCGCUUCCGCAUUGAGCUGUCUGAGGAAGGAACUGAGGGUCGAGUGGUGGGGCGCAAGGACAUCACCUCGGUUCUGAGGGCCCCAGCCUACCCCCUUGAGCUUCAGGGACAGCCUAACCCAACACCCCACCCAGGGCCUCCUUCCUGGACAGCACCACCCACGGCCAGACACUUCCCAGAGAACCGCCACCCACAACUGGCCACCAGCUCCUUCCUCCUCUUCUUGCUGACGGGCAUAGUCUCUGUGGCCUUCCUGCUGCUCCCGCUCCAGGACGAGCUUGGCAGCCAGCUGCCCCAAAUCCUGCAUGUCUCCCUGGGACAGAAGUUGGUGGCAGCCUACGUCUUGGGACUCCUCACCAUGGUGUUCCUGCGGACCUGAGCUCCCUGCUCCACCCGCCCUCCUCCGGGGGCAGGGACUUGGACAUGCACAUGAGACAGCCACUGUGAUGUUCAUGCCUCGCCUCACUUCUACUCCCUCUUCUUCCUGCCCAUCCUCCCUCCCCCAAGCACCCAAGGAUUUGUAUUCAUUUUCCAAAUUGAAUAAAAUACAUUUUUAAAAUUAAACUGAGAAA